Falco peregrinus (peregrine falcon) is the source of this 6308-nucleotide messenger RNA. It is a transcript of the gene PARVA, whose product is annotated as parvin alpha. Gene Ontology annotation, biological process: substrate adhesion-dependent cell spreading; actin cytoskeleton organization; cilium assembly. The transcript is spliced from 14 exons. Bases 216 to 1334 code for a protein of 372 amino acids. Gene Ontology annotation, molecular function: actin binding. Lineage: Eukaryota; Metazoa; Chordata; Aves; Falconiformes; Falconidae. The record is from RefSeq and is a predicted model, not a curated record. Gene Ontology annotation, cellular component: focal adhesion; cytoplasm; actin cytoskeleton.
GGGGCCGCGGGCGAGGCCUGCCCUGCCCUGCCCUGCCCCUCAGCGCGGGCCCCGCCGCCCUGCCCCGAGCCUGAGGCGCCGGGUGCCGCAGGCAGGUGGAACGGGGCACCCGCGGCGGGACCCCCGAGGCGGGCAGAGCCGGGAGCAGCCUCCCACGGCACCGGGGCCUCGGACCGGCUCCUCCAUCCCCGAGCGCCGGCGGCGGCUGGGCCAUCAUGGCGACCUCCCCUCAGAAGUCCCCCUCUUCCCCCAAGUCCCCCACCCCUAAGUCGCCCCCAUCCAGAAAGAAAGAUGACUCCUUCCUGGGCAAGCUGGGCGGCACGCUGGCGAGGAGGAAAAAAGCCAAAGAAGUAUCUGAAUUACAGGAAGAAGGAAUAAAUGCCAUUAACUUACCUCUCAGUCCAAUUCCAUUUGAACUAGACCCUGAGGACACUAUGCUAGAGGAAAAUGAAGUUCGAACAAUGGUUGAUCCAAAUUCAAGAAAUGACCCAAAAUUACAAGAACUAAUGAAGGUAUUAAUUGACUGGAUUAAUGAUGUGUUGGUUGGAGAGAGGAUUAUUGUGAAAGACUUGGCUGAAGACCUGUAUGAUGGACAAGUAUUGCAGAAAUUAUUUGAGAAACUUGAAAGUGAAAAGCUGAAUGUUGCUGAAGUUACUCAGUCUGAAAUUGCUCAGAAACAGAAGCUACAGACAGUGCUUGAAAAGAUCAAUGAAACCCUUAAACUCCCUCCAAGAAGCAUUAAAUGGAAUGUUGACUCUGUUCAUGCUAAAAGUCUUGUGGCAAUACUUCAUCUUCUGGUUGCAUUAUCACAGUAUUUUCGAGCACCCAUCAGACUCCCAGAUCAUGUGUCCAUUCAGGUGGUUGUUGUGCAGAAACGAGAAGGAAUCCUCCAGUCUCGACAAAUCCAAGAGGAAAUAACUGGUAACACUGAGGCAUUAUCUGGAAGGCAUGAAAGAGAUGCAUUUGACACUUUAUUUGACCAUGCUCCAGACAAGCUCAAUGUAGUGAAAAAGACUCUCAUCACCUUUGUGAACAAGCAUCUGAAUAAAUUGAAUUUGGAGGUGACUGAACUGGAGACCCAGUUUGCAGAUGGUGUGUACUUAGUUCUGCUCAUGGGUCUCCUAGAAGGCUAUUUUGUUCCUCUGCACAGCUUUUUCUUGACUCCUGAUAGUUUUGAACAAAAGGUCCUCAAUGUAUCCUUUGCAUUUGAGCUAAUGCAGGAUGGUGGAUUGGAAAAGCCAAAGCCAAGACCAGAAGAUAUUGUAAAUUGUGACUUGAAGUCUACACUGAGAGUACUGUACAAUUUGUUUACCAAGUACAGGAAUGUGGAGUGAAGAAUUGAUCUGGGUCCUGCAGGAGUGUUAACAAAGAAAGCAUCAUAACUGGCAUCUUUUUCAUCGGUAUUCCUCUGCAUCUUUAUCCUAAAAGGAACUAAACCACUUAUCUGAAGAAUUUUUUCAUUGGUUAUUCAUGCACUACUAUUUUCAUAGUAGAUUUAAAGCUAAUAUUACUUACGAAGAUAAAAGGUUUGGAGGGAGGUAUUUGGGUAUAUUCUGGGAGGAUUAAUGUUUCAAUAAUGACUGUCUUCAUACUGUUUCGUAGUAGGUAGAACAAGAUGGAAAAAAAAGAUUUAGUAACAUUAAUUCAAAUCAUUCUUUGAAGCUGAUCAUAGGAAGAAUGUGUACUGAGUAUUUUAAUUUUUUUUACAUAUAUCUUUUCUAAUCUGGGGAGGGGAAGGACAUGUUCUAUACAUGAUAAGAUGGUUGCAUUCUAAUUAUGAGAAACAUGCAGGGGGAGAAAGGGUUAAAUACUCUUGUUCAUAUCACAGCUAAAAAGAAGACACUUUCUCAAGCACUUAACCUGAUUAAUUUAUAUUUCCAGUGCUAUUAGGCUUGAAUUUUAUGGGCACAAACUGAAGUGGCUACUCAUUCCUUCAGACUUACUGUAAUGUGAUACUCUGAUUUAAAUACAUGUUAUUGAGCAUUCCACAUAAGCACACUUUGCAGCUUGUCACUUGGUUUUGUUCAAGGAAGAUAUCUUUUUUGCAAAGUACACAUUUCAGGAACACACACCUGUACACAGUUUCCCUAUAAUAUUUGUAUUAUUACAUAGUAUUAGAAAGUAAAAGAAUGGCUUGCUUUUUUUUUACUAGUUUAAACACAGGAUUACCAGGUUGCAAGUUUGGAUUUAUUGCUAAAGAGGAUUUAGAAUUCAUCCCUUUGAUUUUAUGAUGAAUGUAUUUUGCUGCAUAAUGUCCAACACAAAAACAUGAGACUCAUUUUCUAGAAACAUUCUUGUAGAGUUUCAGAUCCAAAAGCACGGCUUUUUGGUCACAGCUACUCCCAUCUGCAGAUUCUGUUACAGCGUAAGGUUCUUUGGCCAUUUUACAUGGCUGUAAAGAAUAGUUUUAUCUAAUCAUCACCAAUUAUAAGCUGUUACCUGUUUGGUUUUAGCUAUAACAAAGACACAAAAGAGAAAUGAGAGUUGAUUCUUUCCUUAAGACUCAUGUCAAGCACCAGUUAUGUUUCCAUAAAGAAGCUGAUAGAGACUGCCUGAAUCAUCAAAAACUGCACUGGCAUAAGCUGAAGAGUAAACUAAUCACUUGCUGGAAGUCUUGAUGUUAGUAUUAGAUAACUUUCUAAAUUAAGCGUUCCAGUGCAAUCACAGGAUCUUGGGAUCCGGGGUUAGACAGUAAGGAGAAAAAAAUCCUUAGGCAGAAAUUACUGGACAACUGUUCAGAAAUCUUUGGACCUCUUAGUGCAGGAGGGAGACUUGUUAACAGUCAUCCAAUUAUGGCAGAACUGGUAUAGGUAAAAGGGAAAGCAGUCUGUCAGCUGUUGAGUCUGUUCAUCUGAAGAAACGCAGUGCUGGCAAGAAGAGUUAUUAACAGCUGUAUGUUACUUAUUUUAUAAAGCAUUACCUAUUUUUCCAUUUUCCAGGGCUUUUCUUUUUUUUUUCUUUUUUUUUAAUGUAGAGCUUUCCAGUGAACAUUAGCAUAAAGGGAAGACAAGCAAUUAUGUUCUGUCUUUGAUAAACACUAGCUGAUGUUUAAUAACAAGAUGAUACUGACUUCUGCUGGGGGGCUACAGAAAUUAUUCUCCUGAGAAGUAAGUAUCAACUUUUGCAAAGGGAAGUCAGUAUUUAAUUCAAAGGACAAUACCUGGCCGUUCUCUGAACUCAAAAGUUGUUAUCUGAUUGUUAUAAGAGUUCUAAAUAUCUUUAUUAAAGCAUAUUGUUACCUCUGUAUUUAUAAUUGAGCUUCUGAAAUUAGAGGUACAGAAAAGAACUAUUAUUUGCUUUUUACAGGGGGAAAUAGCUGGACAUUUUGACCUUGAUGAAAAUUAACAUGUUUUCAUUAUACCUUUAGUAUCUGAGAAGCUAAACAAUAGGAAUUAACCCAGCACUUUUUGGGCAAACUGAGACAGAACUUCUCACGUAUAUACCAGCAGCAACUUCAGCUUAUUUUAAUGUUUAACAUGCAGUUUUUUCAUUUGCACAGCUAGAUUGUAGUCUUUUUAAUAGUUAAUUAAAAAAUAUAUGAUAGUUUUUCUGCAGAUCUUACUCAGCUGAAACACCCUUUUACAUCUCAACAAUGCCAAAACAUUUUGAUUGCCCUUGUUUUCAGGAGUGCACUUUCUUUAAAGAGGAAAUUUAUAUAUGUCAAGGGAAAAAGGUUAGGAACAGUGAAACUGGUUUUUGCCCAGACUUGAAAAUUACUAUUCCUGUGCUAUAUUGGUGUAACAGUAUUGGAGAUUUUCAAGUCUGUCAGACUCCAUUUUCCAUCUUUAAAAAACAUGGAACUGAGACAGAAUGAUCAAAUCCUCAUGCUGAAAUGCAAUUAUGCAGAACCAUAGAAACAUUUCAACAAUAACCAACCCUUACACAAUUAUCUAUCCUAUGGUAAGAAUUUAUGUAAAUUAAAGUCUGCUAUAUAAACAAGAGUAUCCUAUCUAAGUAUAGACCCAUGUGAUAGUUUUAACACAUUCACACAAAUAGUGUAUGCUGCCAUGUAGGAAUUGGGUCACUGCUUAUAUUUUUGACAGUGUAGAUUUAAAUAGCUAUCAGAUGAAUAUGAAAACUAAUAUACAGAUUAUAUCUAAUAUUUAUUGCUUUGAUACAGAAUAUUAUAGAAACAUAGAAUACUACUGUAGACAGUUUGCUCUUCAGCAAUCAGUGUAGGCCAGCACCUUCCUUUGGGGAAGUGAAAUGUUAAGUUAGCCGGGCCAAAUUCUGCUGACACCUACAAUGCUUUUAUUGAUACACAGCUGUGUGUACUGACGUGCAGCUCAAUGCAGAGUUUUCCUUGCUCUUUAUAUUAAGAUAGAAGUUGUUUAAGUUUUAGGUCAGUCCUGGGUUUAUUUAUAAUGACUUCCAAUGAUGAAAUAGAUCCAAAUCAAUGGACUUAGCCCAGGUAAGAGAUGAACAGUCACUGGGGGGAGGCCAGUUUCUCUGCUGGUCCCAGAGGGAGCCUCUGGUCUGGAGGCUGCUGUCUCAGUGCUUUGGCUAGUUCCUAAAGCCAGGUGGUACGAAUCCAAGCCAGUGCCUUAAGAUCUCAGGGGUGUAUUUGGAUCACAUCCACCAGACUGAGGCGCUUGUCUGUCAUGCCCUGUCCCAUGAAGGCCCACAGGGAGCUGAGUCCGCUGAAAACCAUCAGAUUAUUAGCCUGCCUUGAGUAACAAACAGGAAGCAUUUCUGCUGCUUUAUGAAACUGCCAAAAGAACAGAGUUUUCUGUGCUUCUCUGACUUCUAAUCCGUCCAUUGCAUCCAGCAAUAUGGUUGUCCAGAUUUGUUUUGUGGUUGGAGAUAGGCAUCCUUUCCCUGUUGAUGGAUCCUGGCAUGCAUUGUCAACCACAAAAAACUUACUUUUUUCAAAGAGGAGCUACAAAUUCUUAAAUAAUUACCCAAAAUCCUAACAUCUUGAGGUCAACUCCUUUCAAAUUCCUUUCCCAGCGGACUGGCAUUUAGUUGCCAUAAAGAACAGGCUCUAGAAAAAAGGUAUUGAAGGAAUCUCUGCAUAAUUUUACUUGAGACAAACACAUCAAGUCCAGGAGUGUAUUACUUUAUAUUUCCAGUGGAGUCCAGAUGCACUAAGUUUCUUAUUAAAUGAGCUGACUGCAGAAUAUCUAGUUCUUGGCAUUUCUUGGUAGAUAUCUCCUGUUAUAGGGGGGCAGCAGCCCUUGCAGCUACGUAGUUCAGGAAUUCAGGUGGACGAGCGAGUUCUGGGUAAGGUCCUGAUCUGCUUCCACGGACUCUGGACCAAGUUGCUGAUUAGCAUGUCUCCAUGUAAACCAGUGGCAUUAAAUCAACAGGGCAUUUGGUCCAUUCUCUUUUACAGAGGGUUACAGUACUUGGGGAGGUUCUACACGCAGGCAGACUAUAUUGAUUGAGAUAAAUGCUACUUGGUUGACUUUUGUUCUUAAUUAUUUUCUUAAAGUAUGUUUUUAAAUUCAUGUUUCAGAUUAAUUUAGCGGAUACCUUACUGCAAUCCACAGUGUUGUAAAGCAGAAUGGCUUUGAAAAGUAGUGGAUUUUAUUUCAUUAGAGAAAGGUAUAUAUGAUAUUUAAUAUACUAGAUACUAGCUUUAGGUCUAGUUUUUGUUAUUCUUGUCUUCCUAUCAAAACAGCCUUCAUGAAUGGCCUCUGUGUGUGCCAGGCACCCAAAGAGAAAACAGUGCCUUGAAGACCACUUGCAAGAUUUUCUACCCUGUUCCCUAAUAGUCCUUUGUCAUUUUCCUAUAAGAAUUAGUGUGGGCUUUCUCUUUACAGUUAAAGUAUAAUCAAAGGCUGAAGAAAUCCUUUGUAGAAAGUUACAAUGAAUUUAAAGUAAGAUAUUUUGUUUUGAUGCUUCACGUGAAAAAUUGAGAUAGCACCACCAAAAUUAUGCAUACCUCAGCAUCCACAGAUUUUCCAAGGAGGUUUUGAGUCAUUUGAUGUUUACUAGGGCUGAUUUUAUGUAUUUUGACAAUAUUUUCCAUGUAACUGUUUCUUUUUGCAAUAAUGAGAUUUUCUUUUCUAACAGUUUAAUAAUACACACUCUGCAACAAUGUUAGUAUCACUGAAAUAUUUGGUUCUCAAUUUCAAUAUCAAACUAACUGAGAAAAAAGAAUAUUUGCAAAAUUUGCUUCUUAAUGUGUGUAUCUGAGAAGAAUUGUUUAAAUUAAACUGCAUUGACUUCAACUGCAGAGUUGGUAGCUUUCACAGGAUAUACUUUAUGUACUCUGUAAGAGACACUCUGUUGCUGAUUUUUUUCCUGUGCUUUUUCUGAAACCUUUGUUAUGAACCACAAUAAAAUCUGCACCUGAAAAUCAA